CUUUCCUCGUCAUUAUUUCAACAGCAGCACCACUACAUUAACCCAAAUGAAAGCUGAUACCCUUUUUUGUAUUGUGGGAUGGAACGUGCCAACUUUUGUCCCUCACUCACUUUCUACCCACCAGAUUCUCUGAUUUUUCCUAGAAAAUAAUCAAAACCCAGUAGUGAAGUCAAAGUUACAGUAGUGCUGAAUGCUUUUAAUUUUGUUAUGGAGGUGUGUAUCCUCUGUUUUCUUCUUCUUUUGUUUGCUUAUGCCCAUUGCAAAUCAGAUAUUCACCUUGGUUACAGAGUUACCCUUGCUAUUCCUGUUGAGUACAGUAUGGGAUUUAUUGGGAGAGCUUUUUUGAUGGAGACGAAUCAAAUGGAACCCAAUUUUAAAGCUGCAUUGAGUGUGGAACCAAUUGAUGGGAAAUAUUCGUGUUCCUUGGAGGUUUUUCUUGGGGAUGUGAAGGUGUGGAAUUCUGGCCAUUAUUCUCCAUUUUUCACGUCUGAAAGGUGCGUGCUUGAGCUAACGAAGCAAGGGGAUUUGCAGUUGAAGGGAGCCAAAGAAAUGGUGGGUUGGCGAACUGGGACUUCUGGACAAGGUGUGGAGAUUUUACAGAUACUAGGAACUGGAAAUCUUGUCCUGGUGGAUGCCCUGAACUUUAUAAAGUGGCAGAGCUUCAAUUUUCCAACCAACGUGAUGCUAUGGGGACAGAGGCUAAAUGUGGCCACUCGCUUGACUUCUUUCCCCAGCAACUCGAGUUCCUUCUAUUCAUUUGAAAUUCAACACGAAAAGAUUGCUCUCUACUUGAAUUCAGGUGAUUGGAACUAUUCUUACUGGGAAUUUAAGCCUUCCAUGAAUAGAAACAUCAACUAUGUUGAAUUAGGCUCACGAGGGCUAGAGUUAUUCAAUGAUAAACAUCACAAAAUGGCGCAGAUUUCAUUGUCGAAAAAGAUUCAACAUCCCCUGAGAUUUUUAGCCCUGGGGAACAAAACAGGAAACUUGGGUCUCUAUUUUUUCUCGCCUGACAAACAAAGAUUUGAGGCAGCAUUUCAAGCGCUAAACACCACAUGUGAUCUUCCUUUAUCCUGUAAACCUUAUUCUAUUUGUACAUUCGACAGUACUUGUUCAUGCAUCCAAUUACUCACAAAAGAAAAUGGGAUGGGUUCUGAUUGUAAAAAUGAUUUCUCCGGUGGCUUCUGUGGAAGAGAUAAGGUAGAAAUGCUGGAACUAUAUGGAAUUAGCAGCGUUCUAAGGGCUGCAUCUAUAGAACUUAACACCAGCAAGGAAGAUUGUGCAAAAUUUUGCCUGGGAAACUGUAAAUGUGUUGCUGCAUUGUACUCUGACGAGUUAAGAGAAUGCUACAUCUAUGGAGUAGUGAUGGGUGUCAAACAAGUGGAGAGGGGAAGAGGAUGGACUUUCAUGGUGAAGAUUCAGAAAGGAAGCCAUUUUGAUGGUGGGAAUUCUGGAUUGAAGAAAUGGGUUGUGGCUUUGGUGGGAGUAAUUGAUGGUUUGGUGAUUUUGCUUGUGUUGGGUGGGCUUUCUUAUUAUCUGAUUCGAAAGAGAAGAAAGAACAUUAGCAGCAUUACUGAUAACACCAGCUAGAACUGCCUGUGGACUGUGAUUCUGAGUUUUUGUCAUGAGAAUUGCAAUUUUUUACCUUUUAUUUUCCUUUAUACAUUUAUACCCUUAUUUAAAGAGGCAAGGAUUAGAUCUUCGACAGGCUGAAUGAAUUUUCCAAGUGUAAUGAAAUCGCUUUCAUUUUUUUUU
Molecule: messenger RNA, 1752 nt
Organism: Manihot esculenta (cassava)
Lineage: Eukaryota; Viridiplantae; Streptophyta; Magnoliopsida; Malpighiales; Euphorbiaceae
Product: G-type lectin S-receptor-like serine/threonine-protein kinase SD2-5
Exons: 2
Coding region: 208-1587 (459 amino acids)
Source: RefSeq, a predicted model, not a curated record